AUGAAUUCAAGAGGUCCUUUUUCAUUAGUAAUAUGUGGUGAGAACUAUCAUCGCAUUGGCUCUUUGUUGCCGCCUAUUGGACAAAGACCAAAAUUUGCACAACUGUAUGUUUUCGAUCCAUCCACCGAAGUUCAAGACAGAAUGGCAAACUUCUCAAGCAACGAUAACAUUUUGCUUCCAGAUAUUGUACAAGGCUUGAUCGAGAUGUUCGACGAGACAAAUGAGUUGGUAAAAAGUUUCAGAAGAUUAAGGCCCCAGUUACAAGAUCCUACAACAGAGAAUUUACGUCUGAGGAUUGUAGGAGCUCGAGUAAAGGGUGCGGAACAAUAUGAAUUGCCAACCGGCCAAGAGCUUGCUGGACUUAUCCCUGGAGAUUUUUGCCCAGAUAAACAUGACAGAGACAUUAUUGUCAACCACAGAAGCGAGGGCCUACAACGAAUAUCGAGUUUGAACCCCAAAUUCGACGCACUACAUUUCCCUCUAUUAUUUCCUUAUGGGGAAGAUGGCUACCAUACAGGAAUAACAUAUGUAGAAGAAGCAAGCAACCCAUUGGCAAAGAACUGGAUACAUUUACCAGAUAAGUUCCUCAUUACUCAUACAGGGAAUAGAAUUAAGGCAAUUACUGAUGUGGUAUAUGAGAAUUUCCAUACUAACUACCAUGAUAUCAACUACAUCAAGAAUCGAGCCAUAGUCACGCCAACAAAUCGAGUAGUUUCGGAAAUCAACGACUACAUGUUGGCCAAAGUCAAGGGAGAUGCCAAAACAUACUACAGCUCAGAUUCAAUAGAGGAUGAUACAAUAAACAGCAGCAGGUGGGAAGAGGAGUACCCAACUGAGUUCCUUAAUAGCUUAUCGUUCAAUGGUGUACCAGAACAUGAACUGCAGUUGAAAAUCUCUACUCCAGUCAUCCUUCUUCGAAAUCUGAAUCCGUCCAUUGGCCUGUGUAAUGGAACAAGGAUCAUGAUUACACAGUUGGGAGAACAUGUCAUCGGAGGGGAUAUCAUUGGAGGGUCGUAUGACAAGACGCCGGUUGCUAUUCCUAGAAUUGUGCUCAAUAUCACCGAACACAGGUGGCCAUUCAUCUUGAAGAGGAGACAGUUCCCGGUAAGAUUGUGCUAUGCAAUGACAAUAAACAAGAGUCAAGGCCAAAGCCUCGACAUAGUCGGAGUUUACUUGCCUAAGCCGGUGUUCAGUCAUGGGCAAUUAUACGUAGCAGUUUCACGAGUUCGAUCGGCUGACGGACUUCAUAUACUGGUUGACAACGACGGAGAAGUUCCACAGUCAUACACAAGAAAUAUAGUAUAUAACGAAACGUUCGUUCAUUUGAACAGCACGGCAACAUCGGUCACAGGUAAAUCAUUUAUUAAUCUAUAUUGA
Linum tenue is the source of this 1377-nucleotide messenger RNA. NCBI's taxonomy places the organism in Eukaryota, Viridiplantae, Streptophyta, Magnoliopsida, Malpighiales, Linaceae. The record is from the annotation of a GenBank genome assembly.